Cydia strobilella is the source of this 1470-nucleotide messenger RNA. RefSeq lists its product as uncharacterized. Bases 7 to 1389 code for a protein of 460 amino acids. The transcript has a single exon. The record is from RefSeq and is a predicted model, not a curated record. NCBI's taxonomy places the organism in Eukaryota, Metazoa, Arthropoda, Insecta, Lepidoptera, Tortricidae.
ACCAAAAUGAAAAAAGUUCAACUAACUCAUAUGGAACAAAUGGUAAAAGACGCGCAUUUGGUUGAUUUGCGAGUGAAACUGAAGAUGGCAGAACAAAUAUAUAAGUACACCAAAAUGCCUACCAAACUUACCGUGGCCCCUGACGCUGCUCUUCUCGGUAUAAAUCAAAAUAUUUUAAAUAAACUCAAUGAUCGAAUAGAAACUAUGAAAACCGGGGAAUUUAAACAUCAUCAGCAAUUUUACCUGCAGAAGCAAAUGUUAAUCAAUGAAGAUCAAAACAAUUUUUCAUACAUGGACAUCAGAGAAUUCCUUAUAGAACAUUACGUUGAGAAACAAGAUAUCCCGACAAAGGAAAAACUUAUUGUCGAUCUGGAACUCAAAACUAUAUUUUGUGACAAUGAUACCCUAAAUUAUUCUCUUAAAAAUCACGGAUUUAUUUGGAGAAACCUUCCAGGAACGAAAAAGAGCAUACUUAUUGAGCAUCCGAAAAGAGUCGCUGAUAGAAAUAGAUAUUUCAAAAAGUUAAAACAAUAUAGAUCAGAGAACAGAGACAUAGUUUAUAUAGAAGAAUUUUAUAACAAUAUCUACCACAAGCAUGUAAAUAUCCCCAGGAAACAACCACGUAAAUGGUGCAUUGCAGCAAUUACUGAAAACUCUUUAAUUAAAGCCGGGACAUAUACAUAUCCAGCGGCACCCGGAGUCGAUUUGUACGUAUGGCUUAAAGAUGAAUUGAUACCUUUGUUGCCGAAAAACUCAGUUGUGGUAGUUGAAGAGAAGAUAAAUAAAGAAGUGGAUGAUUAUCAAUUUCCUGAUGCACUAAACAGUAAGGAUGAAAUAAAAGAUUGGUUAAACGUAAAUAACGUUCCUUUUGCGAAAAAUAUGCGUAAAGCUGAAUUAAUGACACUCGUAGAUAAAUUCACGAAAGAAAGAAGAUUAAUUUUGGAAGAGAUUUUAAAGUCGCACGGAUAUGAAGUGUUGCGUAAACAAAAAGGCUUCCCAAAUUUAUAUGUGAUUGCACCUUUAACAAAACAUAUGCAAGAUAAUAAUGACAAAGCACCGAGAGGGAAAUUAAGGGGACGGGAAGGAGGAAGAUUAAUGGAUGCCUUAAAAGGUUGCACUGUAGAACAAUGGAAAAAGAUGUUUGACACUGUCAAAUUAGGAGAAGAAAAAAUACUUCGUGAAGAUUUUUUACUGGAAGAAAUCAUUGAUAAAUUGAUGUCAAUGACUUCCCAGGAGAGUGUGGAGAAAAACCUGCAGUGUUUAGAUAAUUUCGAACCAGACCUAGACUAUUAUGUAGUCGAGAAAAAGACCAUAAAUUAUAACAAAACUGGUUAUAGAUGUGUAGUUUCAUAUACAAAUAUAUCACCAUCAUCAUCGUCAUUGACUUAAGAGUUAUUAUCUUUUCGGUAGCUUCUAGCUUUCCCUAUCCUGCGCCAGCUGUUCGACUUUUUGAUACGACACGACCCCUAC